Molecule: messenger RNA, 1043 nt
Organism: Pterocles gutturalis (yellow-throated sandgrouse)
Lineage: Eukaryota; Metazoa; Chordata; Aves; Pterocliformes; Pteroclidae
Gene: GALR1
Product: galanin receptor 1
Exons: 3
Coding region: 326-1021 (231 amino acids)
Biological process (GO): positive regulation of cytosolic calcium ion concentration; negative regulation of adenylate cyclase activity; G protein-coupled receptor signaling pathway
Cellular component (GO): membrane
Molecular function (GO): galanin receptor activity
Source: RefSeq, a predicted model, not a curated record
CCAGGAGUUCAACCUCUCCGGGCUGCUGGAGACGGAGGGGAAACCCCUCUUCGGCAUCGGCAUUGAGAACUUCAUCACCUUGGUCGUCUUUGGCUUGAUCUUCACGCUGGGGGUGCUGGGCAACUCGCUGGUGAUCACGGUGCUUGCGAGGAGCAAGCCAGGCAAGCGCCGCAGCACCACUAACAUCUUCAUCCUCAACCUGAGCAUCGCCGACCUGGCCUACCUGCUCUUCUGCAUCCCCUUCCAGUCCACAGUCUACGUGCUCCCCACCUGGGUGCUGGGUGCCUUCAUCUGCAAGUUCAUCCACUACUUCUUCACCGUCUCUAUGCUGGUGAGCAUCUUCACGCUCUCGGCCAUGUCUGUGGACCGCUAUGUGGCCAUCGUGCACUCCCGACGCUCCUCAGCCUUGCGUGUUCCUCGCAAUGCACUGCUGGGUGUGGGGCUCAUCUGGGCGCUCUCCUUUGCCAUGGCCUCACCUGUAGCUCACCACCUGCGCCUCUUCCACCGCGACGCCAGCAACCAGACCUUUUGCUGGGAGCACUGGCCCAACCCACGCCACAAGAAGGUCUACGUGGUUUGCACAUUCAUCUUUGGCUAUCUGCUCCCGCUGCUGCUCAUCUCCUUCUGCUAUGCCAAGGUUCUUAAUCAUCUGCAUAAAAAGUUGAGAAACAUGUCAAAGAAGUCAGAAGCAUCCAAGAAAAAGACAGCCCAGACUGUGUUGGUGGUGGUGGUGGUUUUUGGCAUCUCCUGGCUGCCGCAUCAUGUCAUUCAUCUCUGGGCUGAAUUUGGAGUUUUCCCACUGACUCAAGCCUCCUUUCUCUUCAGAGUAACUGCACACUGCCUGGCUUACAGCAAUUCUUCUGUGAACCCAAUUAUAUACGCAUUUCUCUCUGAAAAUUUUAGAAAGGCCUACAAACAAGUCUUCAAAUGCCAGACAGGUAAUGAGUCACCUCUGAACGAUGCUAAGGAAAACAAAAGUCGGAUAGAUACACCGUCAUCUACCAACUGUACACACGUGUGAAUUUGACAAGUCCUGUAUGUUG